AUGAUAAGUCGAGACACUGGGUUCUAAGAUCUGGAGAGUGGGAUUUAGAGCAAUAAUUUAUCGUCAGGACAAUUGGUGGAUUUGGAAUAAAAUAGCCCAAUUAAUGGAUAAUAGUUAGAUCCAACCCUAGAGUUUUCUUAAUUAUAAUAACUUGAAGCUCUAAGAAUGAAGAGGGAUAUUUUUGAUAAUAGUCAUAAGCAAGCAUUAAAUUUAGGAAAUAAGUCGGAUAUAAAUGAGGAAGAUUGUUUAAUGAGUAAUCUCAGGUAAGAAAGUAUAAUAAAAUAGUGGAAAAAGAAGUGAACCAUAAGGUUCGAUUAGUUCUAUAAGCUGCAAUUUAAAGAAGCAGAAGCUUACAAAACCUCCUAAGCAGAGGUCAAAUAAAACCAUUUAGUUCUAAUAAAAGUUAGAUUAAGACGAUUUUGUGAUUGGAUCACCAAAAAAUCAAAGUGGCACUAAUAUUUUAGGAAUAAAAUCAGAUGCUAAGAUAGUAAAGUAUUAGACAUUCGUUUAAUAAUUGGAGGAGGAGUGGGAGUAAAAUGAGAGAAAAAAAAAAGCAUAAAUACACCAUGAUACAAUCAAACAAUAAUCGUUAGUUUUAAGAGGGAAGAGUCGGGAAAUGAAAACAGGGUAUUGACAUUAAAUAAUUAGAAAGAUUAAAUGAAGUUUGGUCAUAGAAAGCGUUAAUAAUCAUAAGAUUAGUAUCUCGUUUCAUUUAGCAAUUAAAGACAAAAACAGAAAGAAUAAAAUUUAGGCUAAUAACAUAAAGAAUAUUUGAAGUCAUUUGCGAUAAUAGUGCAAAUUUUGAAUAUAUGUUAAUAAAUAGAUUAAUCAAGCAAAAACCGAGUUUAGGAUUAAUAAUAUUUCACCAAUUUUAAAAUCGAGCUCUAACCAUGUUAAACACAUUAGAAUCUGUUAACGACUUUCUAAGUAAAUAUAUCAAAGUCAUAAAACCUGAUAGUUUGUUUAAGAUAGUUUGGGACAUUGUCCUAUUAUUAUUUAUUGUUGUUAACAUAUUUUAUAUUCCAAUUUAUAUUAGCUUUGAUGUUAGAUCAUCUGGUUUAUUUGAAUGGAUAUUUGAUUUAUUGCCCUCAUGGGUAUUUAUUGCAGAGAUCUUAUUAAACUUUAACACUGCAUACUAUGAUAAGGGAUUGAUGCAUGAAGAUAGAAAAUAAAUCAUGAAACAUUAUGUAAAGGGUAAUUUUUUUUGGGAUAUCAUUGUUGUAAUUCCAUUUUUGAUUUCUUAUUUGGAUAUCCCAUUCGUUAGAUACACGUUAUUAUUGCGACUUACACGAUUAUCACCCUUAAUGACAAGUAUUGAGGAGGUGCUGAAUUUGGAAGUAAAUAAUGUUUCUAUAAAAUAAUAGGAAAGUCUUUAAAUAUUUCUGGACUUAUUAAAAUUGAUCUUCUUUUUAUUAUUAACUGGUCAUUUUUGUGGAUGCGCCUGGCAUUGGGUUGCAAUAAUCGAAUAUCAAAAUUAUGGAUAAGAAAUAACUUGGCUUACUCAUUAUGAACCUAAUGCUAUGAACUAUGAAUGGUUUGAUAGAUACAUAAUCUCCUUAUAUUGGAGUGUGAUUACAACUGUAACUGUUGGUUAUGGUGAUAUCGUUCCAGUUACUACGGUGGAGAGAGUAUUUGUUAUAGUAGUGACCUUGUUGAUUUGUGGAGUGUUUGGUUAUUGCUUAUCUAAUAUUGGAAAUAUUUUUAAAUAAAUCACAGAUAAGAAAGCUAUAUAUAAAUAAAGAAUAAGAGAAAUUAAUUAGCACAUUAGGAAGAGAGGUCUUAGUUAUAAUUUGCAAUUAAAAGUAGAAAUACAUUUUAAGAUCUUAGGUCAAAAAGUAUUUUGAAUAUUUCUUGAAGGUGAAGCAGGAGGAAGAUCAACAUGCAGAGUAAUUUAUAGAACAACUAACUAAACAUCUGAGAGAAGAAGUCUUAACUGACAUUUAUAGUAAGACACUCAAACAAUCCAGAUUUUUGAGGGAAAAUUUCAGUGAAGAAAUCCUGAAUCGAUUAUGCCAGAUAGUGAAAGAGACAAAAUUAUACCCAGAAUAAGUACUUUUUUAAAGGAAUGACUCUCCUAAAGCAUUAUGGUUUAUAUUGUCAGGAGCAGUUGAGUAUGUUGCCGAUCAUUAAAGUAUUUUAAUCUCUUACAUUCACUAGAUGAAGACGAACACUAUUACACUGAAACAUUCUUAAAGAAACUAACUCAAGGGUAUUAUAUUUGAAAAUACAAAUUAGAGCAGUGAUAGGUGAAAGAGAAUUCAUAUCUCAAACUCCAUACGAAUAUAAUGCUAGAGCUACUAAAUUUACAUAAUUGUUGGUUGUCGAGUAUCUAUAUAUAUAUACAUAUGAUUAGUUAUUAACAAUUCUAUUUAAUUUUGUAAGAAAACAAUGACGAAUUUGAAAAGUAUUGUUUAGCCAAAGAUAACUUAUUGUUUAAUAGCAAUUACAAAGUAUUUGGCUAAAUUUGUGAAAUUUGUGGGUGGACUCAUCGAUUUAUUUAGUAAUAUAUUCACAAAUACUUAGAUGUCCUUUCGUGUUUUUAUAACCAAAUAAAAAUAAAAUAGCUAGUUCCUUUGUUUCAACUAAAACAAAUAAGAGAUUAGCAUUUCCAUAUAGGACACUUCCUAAAACGAAUUGGAGGAAUAAUGUACCUGAAGUAUAAGAGGCAGCUUUAGGCUACAUCGUCUUAAACAAUAUCAUACCAGAAAAGUACUUAUUAUAUCAUCAUUCAAGAGAAAUAAAUGAUAAUUAUCUCGUUAAUUUGGGUUUUGAAUUGAAUGAGAGGGAAGAAGAACUCUCUAAAAUUGUACCCAAUAAAAAAAAUUCGAUGUCCAAAGAUCCCAAAAUCUUAUCUCAAUAUGAUAACACGUCUCUAUAAUAACCUAUCUAAUAACCCUCUAUCUAAACUGUCCUACAAGAUUAGAAGUCACAAAAUUAGACUGCUAUGUUUCACAAAGAUGGAUAAAAGAUAAAUUUGACGAAUGUAAGUUAGAUGUGUAAUCUUUAGGAAAGCAUUAUUGAUUGGGAUUAAGGUAGUUAAUUACGAAGAAGCAUGAAUCGAAUCAAAUUUUAAGGACUUGACAGAGGACGAACACUCUAAUCAAUUAAGGGAAAACAUCACCAAAAUAAUGGAGGAGGAGUUGAUAUAUUAGAAGAAUCCAUGAUCUAAGAAGAAGUUAAAAUUUAAAAUACCAAUGUUGGAUCAUAAAAGUUUAUUCACAAUAAACUUAAAAUAGUGAAAAAUAAGCAUAAUAACCAAAAUGCAAUCGGACUUAGAAAAGUAUCGUGGCUUGAGUUUGAUAGUGGGCCCAAUUAACAUUAAGGUUCAUACAUCUCUUUAACUUAUUAGAUGGGAAAGUUGGUCAACAGCAGUUUAACAAACAAAUUAGCAAAGGGAGCGAUACGAACUUCGAUUUACCUCCUCCUGUAAAUUAAUGUGAAAAUGAAAUCAAAUAAAGAAUCGAAGCCAGAGAGAAUAGCAUUAUUUCCAAGAAAACAAAUACUAAGUAACAAGUAUCCUUAUUUCUUAGUAUCGAUAUAACUAGAAGAAAAAAAAGAAGAAAAACUACUUAACUUUUAUAAUUUUUUUAAGGUAUCGAUGGUGGAGAUAAUAAAUCAACAAAAAAGGUUGAUAAAAGUCUAUUAGGAAAUGAUCUGUACAGUUCUAGUGUGUAUACAAAUGGAGGACCCAAUAAUACUGCCUUAAUGGAUUCGAAUAAUAAAGAUAAUAAUAAUAAUGCAGAUAAUAAUAGUGUCCAUGUUGCUCAUUCAUUCGAUGGAAUUUAAAAAAGAAUCUAAGAUAUUGUUCAUGUUCAUUUUGAAAUGGAUUUGGACAGAUAUAAAUCUUCAUAGUUUUAUUUCCCUGAUUACAAUGUAGAAAUAGUAUUAGAGAAAAUCGCUGUGUAUUAUGAAAAAGUAAAUGAUAAAAAGUUUGACAUGAGAGAAAUGAAAAGAACAAAAACAAAUCUCACUCUGUUUGAUAGAAUUAGAUAAGCAAAAAAUCCAACUAUUAGAGGAACUUUUGUGGAUAGAUCCCUUUAAGAAAAUGAUUGAAAUAAAGACUUAAAUGG
This is a messenger RNA of Paramecium octaurelia, 4070 nucleotides long. Lineage: Eukaryota; Ciliophora; Oligohymenophorea; Peniculida; Parameciidae. The record is from the annotation of a GenBank genome assembly.